GCGGUCCUCCAACAGAGUUCGUGCCUGUCCUACCCACGUUUGUUUGUCUGUCUGCUGGAAAUACAGCGGAGGAUCAUUUUACAACGGGAGGUGCAACGUUUCUUCUGACGGCUGUCUGAGAAAACGGUAUGAAUCGGCACCAAGAACUGGGACAAAGUGAGCAGGAGCAGGAGGAGGUGACUGGGCUGGUAUGUCAGGAAGACGACCUGAAAGACGGACAGAUGAAGGAAGUAACUGUAGGCGACCAGAAUGUGCUGCUAGUCCGUACCCACGGUCAGUACAGCGCUAUUGGAAACAAGUGCUCCCAUUACAACGCUCCUCUUGUCAAAGGAGCACUGGUUGGUGACAGAGUCAGAUGUCCCUUUCAUGGUGCUUGCUUUAAUGUCAGAACUGGAGAUAUUGAAGAGUACCCAGGUCUGGACUGUCUGCCCAGCUACAAGGUCAAAGUUGAGGAUGGCAAGGUGUAUGUUUCCAUCAACAAAAAGACUAUUAUGCUGACCAAGCGGGUGAAGGAGAUGUGUAGCUUGGCACCAGACAUCAAACACACUAUUCUGCUCAUAGGAGGGGGCCCUGCCUCCCUGGUUUGUGCCGAGACGCUGAGACAGAACUGCUACCAGGGUCGAAUCAUCAUGGUCACCAAAGACACCCUACCUCCAUUUGACAAACCCAAACUGAGUAAGGCUAUGAAUCUGGACAGCAGCAGCAUCCUCCUCCGGUCAAGUGACUUUUAUCAACAAUAUGGAAUCGAGGUGUGGACGCAGAAGGAGGUGGUGUCGGUAAACUCAGCUAACAAGGCGGUGAUGUUGAACGAUGGCAUUUUGCAGCGUUACAACCAGCUCCUCAUCUCAACUGGCUGUAGAGCGAGGCCGCUCAGCUGUCCUGGGUGUGACCUGCAGGGAGUGAAGUUACUGCAGAGUUAUGAAGAUGCCAGAGAGAUUCACAACUCCUGCCUCGGCCAGAAGGCCGUCAUCAUCGGAGCCUCCUUCAUAGGUAUGGAGGUGGCAUCCUUCUUAUCAGACAAAGCUGCCAGUGUGGCCAUGGUUGGCUCCACCAGAUAUCCAUUUGAGCGGUCUCUGGGUCCAGAGAUCGGCAAAAUGACGAUGCAAAUGUUGGAGGAACAAAAUGUGAAGUUUUACAUGGAUGACAGAGUCACAGAGAUAAAAGGAGAGAACGGGAAGGUGAAGGAGGUGGUGCUGACCAGUGGUACAGUCCUGGAAGCUGAUGUGGUGAUUGCUGGAAUUGGUGUAAUCCCCAAUUCAGACUUCUUGGCAGGAAGCAAGGUGGAGUUGGAUUCAAGGAAAGCUGUGAUUGUUGACAAGUUCAUGAAGACCAGUAUAGCUGAUAUCUUUAGCGCUGGAGAUGUCACCUCCUUCCCUCUGGCCAUUUGUGGAGACCAAAGGGUCAACAUUGGUCACUGGCAGAUGUCACAAGCUCAAGGAAGAGUAGCUGCCUUGAACAUGCUAAACAAACCAACCAAACUUGAGUCUGUUCCUUUCUUCUGGACUGUGCUGCUUGGAAAGAGUGUCAGAUACACAGGCUAUGGGGAAGGAUACACUGAAAUUAUAUUCAAAGGCAAAGUGGAAGAGAGGAAAUUCCUGGCGUUUUAUAUAAAAGACGAGGUGGUGGUAGCUGCAGCCAGCCUGAUGUUCGAUCCAGCUGUGGCCCGUCUCGCAGAGCUGAUGGCUAGGGGCCAUAUUAUUAAAAAGGCACAGGCUCAAGCUGAUGACCUGAGCUGGCUGCAGAUGUGACCAUCGCUGUGCCGUAUCUAGGAGUAAUGCCUCUCAUUGACGAUGGAUGUCGCUUCUCUCUCUCCCCUGUUCCUGUCUCUGUCAAGUAGUUUCAAACUAGAUUGUUCCAUUUAUUGCCUCAGGCCUCCUGAAAACCAACCAGACCUCUUCUGUGCUUAUUCAGAGCACUGUUACCAUAGUAGCAAGCACAGCUUUAUUGAAUUUGCACUUUGUGCACCCAGUGAAUAAUCUGAUCUGUGUGUAGUGAGCGCAGUGUGAGUAAGACUAAACUGACUUCACCUGCAUUUAUUCCAAGUUUUGACCAAGCUACGUAAAUAUAUCCAAAAUGUUUUUAUGAACCUCAAAUUUUAAGAUUCCAAGAAUAGUACUUUGUAGUAUAGCAAUUUUUCUUCAACUUAAAAACACAUUCCACUUCACCUGUCUUUUCUGUUGGGACGCUUGUUUCAUGUGUACUGUAAUGCCUUAAUCCAUUAUAAUGCAACUGUUUACAGCUGAGAUGUAGCUUAUUUAUCAUUUACUGUAACUGAACUUAAGUGGUUACUUAGAAAAUCUGGAUAUGAAUAUUUUGUGGUACGAGAGUAAUGCUCAGGUAUUACAUUAAUUAUUAGGUUUGGGGAUUCAUCAGCGUUGAUUAUCUAUUUAAUAUCCUAUUUACUGUUGUCAGCCUGUGGGUUCAGUAUGAGGAUGUGUUUUCUUUACUUUCUUUGCUUUCUUUAUUUUUUUUCCCUAGUUUUUUGUGUUACACUUGCUACAGUAAAUAUCUGUAGAUAACUGUUGCUGCCUCAUUUGACAGUGUGACAGUUGCUUUUUGCUUUCAUGUGUGGUCAAACAUUUUUACCGAACAUUAGACAGUGAUUGCAUUUCUGAAUCUGCUCUAAUUGUUCCCUUUUUGUGCUCUUGUGCGUUUGUGUAACAUCCACCAUCCACUGUCAGUGUGUUUCUCCUCUAUUACACCAUCAUGGCAGAGAACAGAUUUUGGCUACACAACACAACAUUAGCAGGAUGCUUUGAUUCUGGUAUUUAUACAUAUUUCAUCUCAAGUGAUAUUCACUCUGGUUAUGUGGAAUUUACUCAAUGAAUAUUUUGUUGUGACA
Messenger RNA from Lates calcarifer (barramundi perch), 2842 nucleotides. RefSeq names its product apoptosis inducing factor mitochondria associated 4 (gene aifm4). Gene Ontology annotation, molecular function: oxidoreductase activity, acting on NAD(P)H; flavin adenine dinucleotide binding; 2 iron, 2 sulfur cluster binding. Gene Ontology annotation, cellular component: cytoplasm. The record is from RefSeq and is a predicted model, not a curated record. Lineage: Eukaryota; Metazoa; Chordata; Actinopteri; Centropomidae.